UGUGCCUGGUUCCUGCGCCACCCCGAGGCCUGUUAUAAUAGGGCUGUGUUUUAUGCUUUAGGGGGCUCCUUAGUUGCUUAUUUAGACCAGCACUUACUGCUCGCUAUCUCGGCGGAUAGCCUAGACUUUUCUUGGCGAUGGGCUCAGCCUACGACUAAACUCCGAUACGAGACCGUCCGUCGUAGGCAGUGUUGAAUAUUCUGCUUAAGCAAUCCCAGGUCGACGUAUAUUAGGAUGCGUCUGCCGAUCCUAAUUCGAGACCCUACCUAAGCCGUCGGGACCAAUUCCUAGGUAGACAUGUCAGCUCAGCUUACAGAAUUCGAUCGUCGUGGUGACGUCAAACUUAGAAUCGGACAGGAUCGCGAUUCCUCGGCCAUCAUCUUCACUGCCUGUUCUAGGUCUCUCGCGCGUGCAUCGCCAGUCUUUGACCGUAUGUUGUACGGUGAUUUCUCAGAAGGGCGAUCCAAUCAAGCCAAGGAUGCGGAUGAUUGGAUCGUGAACCUCCCCGAAGACAAGCCUGCAGCGAUGGCAGUGCUUCUUUCCAUUGCGCACGGGCACUUUGAGCAGAUACCAAAGAUGCUUUCCGUCGACGAGCUGUAUGAUUUGACCGUGUUGUCGCACUUUUACGAUGCUACGCGCACCCUAGGUCCCUGGUCAAAUAAGUGGAUGGCGGCGGUAGAAAAGUUGGAGAGAGAAUCGAAAGAGCUGAUGCCCAAGAUAUUAUGGAUAUCGUGGGAGCUGGGCUGGAAAAAUACCUUCACGGCUUUAUCCAGGAGGAUGGUGCUAGAGUGUGAGGCGUCAAUAUUUUCUACCGGAGCGGACGAAAUUCAAUAUCCGCCCGAUAUCAUCGAACGUAUCUCGACGAUUCGUAUCCAGACGCUGCGAGCUUUGCUGGGUAUAUUUGGGGAGAUGAUUGAAAACCUUGCUGUGGUCGACGAGAAGCCAAGGUGGUGCCGCCACGCCGUUUGGAUGGGCCCUCACAGGUGCGAGUCCAUGAUUCUCGGUUCUAUAACCUUCUGCUUGAUAAGGGCGGGUCUCUGGCCGCUCCCCGACGCGGAUGAAGUAGAGGAGAGUGUGAUGGCCGUUUACUCGAAGAUGACCAACAUCAUCAUCCACGAUAUUGGUGCAGCCGAUAAUUCCCGGGUCGACCAUAACGAGUGCAAUCCAGGACCGUUCCUACUCGACCGGGUUCAGACGGUAAUGGGCGAGAUAUCAAAUCCCGUAACUACACUCCACUCAGAAUACAUGGAGGAACAGAUGCGAAAGUUGAGUUGACAAUUUAUCGAGGCUGAUAUUACGAUGCGCUGUUAUUAGCAACGCGACCCGAUUUCGUUCGUGGUUGACAUGCUGAUAAACCUCUGAUCCAUCUUACAAAGUCGACCAGAACAACGAAAAUUUUUCGAGCUAGUUAUCUAGGUAAAUAUUAAGUAAGUCUGGGCUGUCCGAUUGAGGGAGACGGGAGUUUAUACGCUACAUUAUACGAACCAGAGGUUCAAUCGUUACUUAAAUAUACCUACUUAACAUGUGGGCGGUUAUUGCUGGAAGCAUCGCCGUUUUCUACAAGUUAGUCAAGCUCAAAGUUAUUAGCUUAGGUAUGUUAGUUCAUCUAGUACUAGG
Molecule: messenger RNA, 1617 nt
Organism: Daldinia vernicosa
Lineage: Eukaryota; Fungi; Ascomycota; Sordariomycetes; Xylariales; Hypoxylaceae
Exons: 2
Coding region: 298-1275 (325 amino acids)
Source: RefSeq, a predicted model, not a curated record